This is a messenger RNA of Zootermopsis nevadensis, 2724 nucleotides long. Its product is annotated as facilitated trehalose transporter Tret1. The record is from RefSeq and is a predicted model, not a curated record. Lineage: Eukaryota; Metazoa; Arthropoda; Insecta; Blattodea; Termopsidae. Gene Ontology annotation, cellular component: membrane. Gene Ontology annotation, molecular function: transmembrane transporter activity. Gene Ontology annotation, biological process: transmembrane transport.
AGUGCGCGGUACAGACUGGACGCGGCGCCCGAGACCCGAGCCCACUACCGCAGCUCUGGGACAGCGUCUUCUGCGCUGGGGGUAUUCAGAAACACUGUGGCAGCAAGCAACUGAAGAGGAAAGGAACUUGCGGUCACCGGUCACUGAAAGAGGGACACAAGUCACGGGGUACUUGUGUGUGUCAGGGGGGUUGUUUACAAACAGAACGCACGGCACGUGGAGGAGUGACGUCAUUCCUCCCACCAUCCACUAAGAAAGACGGAAGACACGCGAGAAGAGUGGUCACAACAGAUUCACCACCAGCAGCAGUACGGGGGCCAAUACGCGUAUCACCACCACCUCCAACAUCACCAUCACCAUCGGGCGGAACACGCCUAUUGCAUCCACAUGCCGUCGCGCGAGCAGUAUAAGGUGACGGUCCACCCAGCGGUCAGCCCUAAUAACAAGACGCCACGAGCCUCCACAGUGCACAUAGCAACAUGGAAGCGGCCGCAACAUCUCUCGCAGAUCCUGGCGGCGCUCGCCGUGUCCCUGGGCCCCUUCGCGGCAGGACUCGGCAAGGGCUACAGCUCGCCAGCCGUGGACUCGCUGAAGGAACAGCAGCAGCGGUUCCCGGAAGCUGUGGCCAACGCGUCGAGCGGGAUCUUCACGGUCAGCGAGCAGCAAGCCUCUUGGGUUGCUAGCCUGUCCCUCCUCGGGGCCUUCUUCGGCGGGAUGCUGGGUGGACUCGCCAUGCGUUUCGGUCGCAAGAGGGUGCUGCUCGUAACAUCGCUUCCCUUCUCUGCCUCUUGGCUCUUGACGGUGUUCGCCAGCAGCGUCGAGAUGAUGUUCGCCACGGCCUUCGUGGGCGGAUUCUGCUGCGCCAUCGUACUUGUUGUCACGCAGGUGUACAUCAGCGAGAUCUCGGUGCCGGAUAUCCGUGGGUGCCUGAGCGCGGUGCUAAAGAUCGUGGGACACAUUGGCAUGCUCAUCAGCUUCGCCGUGGGAGCAUACCUCGACUGGCGCCAGCUGGCAAUGGUGGUGGCCAUAGCUCCCAUAAUGCUGUUCGCCACCGUGUUGUACAUCCCUGAGACACCGAGCUACCUGGUGCUCGUUGGUCGAGACGAGGAGGCAGCACGGUCUCUACAAUGGCUAAGAGGCCCUGAGAUCGACGUGGGGCACGAGAUCGCCACUAUCCGCACCAAUAUCAUCGCCAGCAGGCAGUACGACGACGGAUGCCGAAACACCUUCAGCACCAUUACGUCACGCGUCCUGAGGCCGGUGCUCACCACCUGCGGUCUAAUGUUCUUCCAGAGGUUCUCUGGGGCCACAGCCUUCAACUUUUACGCUGUGUCCAUCUUCCGCCAGACUGGUUGCAUGAAUCCGCACGGAGGAGCCGUGGCUGUUGGCUUCGUUCAACUGUUGGCCUCUUGCGUCUCCGGACUUCUGAUCGAUAUCGUCGGCCGCCUCCCGCUUUUAAUCGCGAGCAGUAUGUUCAUGUCUAUGGCUCUAGCCGGGUUCGGAUCUUUCGCGUAUUAUGAAGACGUACACAAGGAGCACCGUAACGGAUGCCUGACCGCGGCUCAGCACGACUGGAUCCCUCUACUGUGCGUUCUCAUUUUCACUGUGGCUUUCUCUCUAGGUAUCAGCCCCAUUUCGUGGUUGCUGAUUGGUGAACUGUUUCCGCUAGAAUACCGCGGCUUGGGCAGCGCCUUGGCUACCUCCUUCAGCUACGUGUGCGCUUUCGUUGGUGUCAAAACCUUCGUAGAUUUCCAGCAAGUUCUCGGACUGCACGGGGCGUACUGGUUGUACGCGGCCAUUUCAGUCGGAGGGCUCUGCUUUGUGGUAUGCUUCGUCCCUGAGACGAAGGGACGCGAUCUUGAUGAGAUGCAUCCCAAAUACACCCACACAUAAUGGUAAAGACGUUGAAAUGUAUAAGACGGACGGACUGCGUAUUAUUUCAUUGAAUCAAUCAACUCGGUGCCUUGGAUACAAAAUUGUGACAAUCCAAGUGAAAUAAGGAUUGCCAACAGUAAGGGUAUGUGUUCUAGGGUCACAACGAAACUUGUCAGAGCCUACUGUGAUGGUUUGGAGUAGGCCAAAGCCUGGUAUACAAUAGGCAGAUAACAGCGACACCCCAGCUCACCUUCCAUCUAUACUUUUCAUGAUUUCAGAACCCACUUUAAUGUGUUAAAAGUUUAUCUAAAAUUAUAAAAAGAGCAAAUUCUUAGAGAAGUUAUCCUAGAAUGUUUAAUAUUUUCACCUGAAACGACGUUUUACGCCUAUUUACGUUCGGUAUCAAGAAACUCCAACUAAGAAUAACUGCAUCUGUAUCUUUAGUAAUCUGUGGUUAUCAUUGGGUAAGAGCUGCAAGCAAAAAAAUCAUUAUUUGAUGCCACGAAUUCAAAUACCGGAAUAUUGUCUCGAAAUGAAUCAUCGUAAGGACUGGCAUAAUUAAUUAAACUAAGUCACUAUACCGAGUAACGGGCGUACCUGGGUUCAAUUCCAUGGGGGCGGGGGCAAAGCCAGCUCUCGGAUUCACCCAGCAACCUAUGCAAUGAAUGCCAGUGGGCUCUUUCCCAAGGGAGUAAAGCAGCCGGGACGUGUAGCUAGCUAUACAUCUACCCUAUCAAUUAUUAGUGAUAUCAUAAUUUAUAAAUGCAGUAUAGAUGGUACUCAUAACCGGUGCUCGGAAUAUCAUUUUGAAGAGAAGUGUAAAGAUAUCCGUACAAUUAGACUAUGAAC